Molecule: messenger RNA, 3189 nt
Organism: Penicillium chermesinum
Lineage: Eukaryota; Fungi; Ascomycota; Eurotiomycetes; Eurotiales; Aspergillaceae
Product: non-ribosomal peptide synthetase
Exons: 1
Coding region: 1-3189 (1062 amino acids)
Source: RefSeq, a predicted model, not a curated record
AUGAUAUAUAACCCUUCAGAUGACUACGACCUUAUGUUGGCCCAGAAUUCAGGGUUGGGCCAGCUCUUGCACGACCAAGUGCGGCGAACCCCCAAUGCCAUUGCAGUGGUUGACGGCUCUUUGAGCCUAACCUACCUUAAACUCCAUAUUAAAUCCCUUGAAAUUGCUAAUGAGCUUCGGAAUAGCCACAUCUUUGCUCGAGAAGAACCGGUGGGGAUAGUGGUUCGUCAUGGCAUUUGGGACGUCGUCGCCCAGGUCGCGAUCAUCUAUGCAGGUGGCACUUGUGCAACUAUGGAUCCCACGCUCCCUGCAAGCCAAAUCCAGGCUCGCCUACAACGCAUAGGCGCUCAAUCUGUCCUGGUGGACGCUGCCAAUUCUCAUCGACCGGAGCUCCAAUUCGCUUUCCACCAGAUUAUCGUGAACGCAGAGCCACACCCAUCGUCGACAUUCGAGGUUUCGACAACUUCGGCACAACAAACAACGGAAAUAACACUAGCCUCGCCGUUUCCUAUUCUCACUGAUACCGAGCACCGGUCGCAUAUUAUACAUACUUCCGGCACAACAAGCGAGCCCAAGGCAGUUGCGAUAGCUACCCGCUCUGUUCUGGAGGUGGUGUAUCAUGCACCAUUUGAACCUCUGCAUGCAACUGAUGUUGUUGCACAUGUCAACAACACCACAUUUGACGUGGCUCUCUUUGACAUCUGGGCCCCUUUGCUUCGAGGCGCUCGGAUUGUUGUACUUCCCAAAUCAGUACUCCUCGAUAUGCCUCUCAUGUCAGAGCAGAUAGACAAGCUGGGGAUCACGGUCAUGGCCACAACGACGGCGUUACUCAACCUAGCGGCCACCACAUUUCCCCAAGCCUUUUCGAAGCUUCGCAUGUGUUGGAUAGGUGGCGAGGCGGCAAAUAUGAAGGCCGUAAAACAAAUCUUCGACUAUGGUCCACCAGACAUCCUCAUUAACGCAUAUGGACCCACUGAGUGCUGCGUUCUUUGCCUCGCUCAUCAAAUUACUAUUGAUGAUGUCAAUGCUGGAAGAGUCAGUAUCGGCAAGCCAAUUGGAAGAACGACAGCUUAUAUAUGCUCCCACGAGACCGGCGACCCGGUGGCUGAUGGCGAACCAGGGGAACUUUGGAUUGCCGGCCCCGGAGUCUCUCCUGGUUAUUUGAACCAGAACGAGAAAAAUUCGAAAGCCUUCGUCUACGUAAAUCAGAUUGGCAACGAUGGCAAAGCCACCCAGGUCCGCAUGUAUCGCACCGGCGACUUGGUACGAAGAUCCCCAGAGAACGGGGAAAUUCAUUUCCUCGGUCGGGCAGACAACCAAGUCAAGAUUCGUGGAUAUCGAAUAGAGCUGGAGGCUGUCGAAGCAGCACUUAGAAAAACAGGGCAAUUUUCCGAUGUUGCAGCUCUCAAAGUCGAUGCGUCCCAAGAUGGGGCCAACUCAUUGCUCGUGGCGUAUGCAGUUGCCGUCUCACCUGAGCUGGUGUCGAUUUCACAGGCAACCGAUAUGGUGCGCAGCCUUCUGCCAGAUUACAUGGUCCCCCGGAUAGAACUUAUCGAACGGAUGCCUUUAAAUGCACAUGCCAAGAUCGACCGCAAGCAAUUGGCUCUAUUUUAUUGCCAACGAUGGAAUGAGCGGAAACCCGUGCAACCUAUUGCCAAAUCUGAUUUCGAGUAUCCAGUGGAGGAGGAUGUCAAGGCCAACACCACGCGCGACCGCUUGGAAAGUCUCUGGGCCAACAUCCUGGGUUCACCAGAUGCCAGUAUCUAUUGCGACUCGGAUCAUUUCUUUGAGCUAGGAGGCACCUCCCUACAGGCGUCGCUUUUGAUCAGUCAGAUCCGUGCCGUGUUCAAGUGCGAAAUCUCUCUGUUGGCACUAUAUGACAACCCUACUCUGAGCGCUCUAUCGGCUACAAUCGACAAAGCACAGGUAAAGGCCCUGACAGCAGUUCGAAAUGAGCGCGAUAUUUGGGUUGCCGAUACUCAUAUUGCAGAUCAUCUUCCCACCCCUGCAUCCGCGCGGCUUGUGGACUGGUGCCGAGAUACUGAGGGCCGGGUUUUUCUCACCGGUGCGACUGGAUUUGUCGGUGCUUUCAUGCUCGUCGAUUUGCUGAAGAUGAAGGAGGUCCGCCAGGUGGGUUGUCUAGUUCGGGCAACAAGCCCCGCUGUUGGGCUACAGCGAAUUAAGGCUGGCAUGGAAAAGUACGGGCUUUGGGAAGAUUGCUUCCAAGAUAAACUUCUGGCACUCCCUGGGCUUUUGGAGGAUCCAUGGUUGGGAAUGAGUCCUGAGAGAUUCGAGGAAAUCGCGAAUUGGGCGAGUGUGAUCUUCCACCUAGGUGCUCGCGUCAACUACACCCAGCCCUACUCGUUACACCGCCCGGCCAAUACUCUGGGAACGCUCCACAUAAUGAAGCUUGCGAUUACAGGCCGCCUGAAGCCAAUGCACUAUGUCUCUAGUAUCUCGUGUUUUGGCCCAACAGGAAUGUUCAUUGGGACACGACGGGUAUUGGAGGAUGAAUGCUUGAUGAAGCAUGUGGAUGCCCUGCCAUAUGAUCACGGCUAUGCACAAAGCCAAUGGGUCGUGGAGCAACUUCUACGUCGAUUGAUUGAACGAGGAUUCCCAAUCGCAGUUUAUCGCCCGGGCUUUAUUACUGGACACAGUCAGACGGGGGUUUGCAACCCGGACGAUUUCUUCAGCCGACUAAUACUGGCUUGUGCGCAGAUGGGCUGUUAUCCUCAAUUGCCAAACCAGCGGAAGGAGUUUGUACCCGUCGAUUAUGUCAACGCCAUCAUCGUGCAAAUAGCCAAAUUGUCCUCCUCCCCGUCAACAGGCAGCCAAUUGCUUGGACAUGCGUAUCAUAUCGUCCCUCCGAAUCCAGAUGUGUCUAUUGACAUGGACGACACCAUGGAACUUGUCGGCCAGGCUACCGACACAGGGUUGAUCAUCAAAGUCAGUUACCAAGAUUGGAUUGAGAAGCUGGCCAGGACACCUCCGCUGCCUUUGCAGCCGUUGCAGCCCAUGCUUGCUGAGAUUGUCUACAAGGGGAUGACCCGGUGGGAGUUAUAUGAGAACAUGCCGGUAUACGACCAAACAAACGUUGAGCAGGCCCUGGGAAUUACCGCACCUCAGUUUCCUGCGAUGGAUGGGACUUUAAUAGGUAGAUACAUGCAUCACUUGAAGACGGUCGCUUAG